This is a messenger RNA of Puccinia triticina, 246 nucleotides long. RefSeq lists its product as uncharacterized. Bases 1 to 246 code for a protein of 81 amino acids. The transcript has 2 exons. Lineage: Eukaryota; Fungi; Basidiomycota; Pucciniomycetes; Pucciniales; Pucciniaceae. The record is from RefSeq and is a predicted model, not a curated record.
AUGACCGGGACAGAUCCUGAUCUCGGUCAUCAAGGGGAAUCAGCCCUCUCGAUGGCCGGGACAGAUCCCGGUCAUCAAGAGGAAACAACCCUCUCGAUGACCGGGACAGAACCCGGUCAUCGUGAGGAAACAACCCUCUCGAUGACCGGGAUAGAACCCGCUCAUCGAGAGGGUUGUUUCCUCUCGAUGACUGGGACAGACCCCGGUCAUCAAGAGGAAACAAGCCUCUCGAUGAGCGGGGUCUGA